Lacerta agilis (Sand lizard) is the source of this 1328-nucleotide messenger RNA. RefSeq names its product acyl-CoA binding domain containing 4 (gene ACBD4). The record is from RefSeq and is a predicted model, not a curated record. The coding region runs from base 154 to 1188 and encodes 344 amino acids. The transcript has 11 exons. Gene Ontology annotation, molecular function: fatty-acyl-CoA binding. Gene Ontology annotation, biological process: fatty acid metabolic process. NCBI's taxonomy places the organism in Eukaryota, Metazoa, Chordata, Lepidosauria, Squamata, Lacertidae.
UGGCUUUAGGAGGUCAAAAGUAACAAGCAGCAAAAACCAACAAGCCAGGCGCCGGCAAAGCGCAGCGCCCGGGCAAAGAGCGAAGUUGAGCGGAGCAAGAGCCCUCGGUUUUCCUCAGCACCUCUGCUUUUCUUCCCAAGAUUGGCGGUGGCAAUGGGGAUGAAGGAAGAAGAAGAAGCCGAUUACCAGAAGCAGUUUGACGCUGCUGUCCGGGUCAUUCAAGGCUUGCCCAAAAACGGUUCCUACCGACCAUCCUACGAGGAAAUGCUACGCUUCUACAGCUACUACAAGCAAGCCACGGUGGGUCGGUGCCAGAUCCCCAGGCCGGGGUUUUGGGACCCUAUUGGCAGAUAUAAAUGGGAUGCAUGGAAUAGCUUGGGGAAGAUGACCAAAAUGGAAGCCAUGGCAGCUUAUAUCGCAGAGAUGAAGAAGGCUGCUCAGAAGGUGAUCAACACCGUGCCGUUGGACGAGUCAUCGGAGGACAUGUUUGCAUACUUCGAACCCCUCUACGAAGUGAUACACGAUAUGCCCAGGCCCCCCGACUCCUUCUUCAAGAAGAAAACAGUGAAAACGGGCUCAGAGUCUGCCCCGCUCCACAAUGGCUCUUUAAGGGGACUAGCUGAGAACAUCCCACCCGAACACGGAGAGUGCAAUCAAACAGGACAUGCAGACAAAGAAAUCAAGAGCAGCCAUAUGCCCAGCGAUUCGGAGAGCGAGGUGUUCUGUGACAGCCUGGAACAUGUGGAGCCCGAUCAGGUUAGGAGGCUAUCAGCCGUGCAAAACAAUAUUCAGAGUGGAGAGAAGACUGGAUAUAAGACCUCAGCAUCUUCAACCAGGGAAGGGAAACCCAACAAAGUUCCACAAGCCAUCCCUACCGGCGAGAGGGGUCCCGGCAACAGUGCGGGUGCCGUGAUCCAGCAAGACGUCGACCUGCAGGUGAUAAGCGCCAUUCAGGCUUUGCAGGAGGACAUGAAGAAAGUGAUGGAGAGACUCAGCUACCUGGAAUCCCAGACAGCUUUGCAGGGCCACACGUCGAUGCUGAAACCUUGUUGGCCAACCUCCUUGCACAACGGAAAGGAACCGCCAGGUUGGCCUGAACAGCUGUCUCCUCGCACCUGGUUUUUCCUGCUGGCUUGGCCUUUCAUCAUCCAAUGGCUGCACUGGUAUUUUCAGAGGCAGAAGAGGUGAAUUGCACAAAAGACAACAAACCCCCUUGGAAAAACCAAAGGAGUCCUGGCACUUUUGAACUCUGAAGAUUUGACGCUUGCCAACUUCCGCAGCCUACCAGGGAUGGGCACAUCUUGGUUUUUUUUGCCUAAGCCCAAUGC